This is a messenger RNA of Saimiri boliviensis boliviensis (Bolivian squirrel monkey), 1418 nucleotides long. Its product is annotated as leucine-rich repeat-containing protein 28-like. Lineage: Eukaryota; Metazoa; Chordata; Mammalia; Primates; Cebidae. The record is from RefSeq and is a predicted model, not a curated record. Gene Ontology annotation, cellular component: cytoplasm. Gene Ontology annotation, molecular function: protein binding.
CUCCGGAACGCUGGCUCUGCCGGCGCUGAGGGCGGCAGUGCACCAGUCCACCUGCGAUGGAACUAUGAAAUGGACCAAUUUUGACAAGAUGUAAUGCUACAAACCUGCCUGAUGGGAUAUAUUCAGUCAUGGCAUCUGAACUUUGUAAGACGAUCUCUGUGGCAACGCUGGAAAAGCACAAGAAUUUGUUCUUAAAUUAUAGGAAUCUGCACCAUUUUCCAUUGGAGUUACUGAAAGAUGAGGGACUGCAGUACUUGGAGAGACUCUAGAAAAGGAACUCCCUGACAACCUUGCCAGAAAACCUUGCUCAGAAGCUUCCAAACCUUGUGGAACUAUACCUACACUCAAAUAACAUAGUUGUGGUACCAGAAGCCAUUGGGUCCCUUGUAAAACUCCAAUGUCUGGAUCUUAGUGACAAUGCCUUAGAAAUUGUUUGCCCAGAAAUUGGCCGUCUGCGAGCUUUAUGUCAUCUUCGAUUGGCUAAUAACCGGCUGCAAUUCCUACCUCCAGAGGUUGGCUAUUUGAAGGAGCUGCAGACACUAGACAUUUCUACCAAUCGUUUGCUAACUUUACCCGAGAGGCUUCACAUGUGCCUUUCUCUGCAGUACCUCACUGUGGAUCGAAAUCGUCUAUGGUAUGUGCCGCGCCAUCUCUGCCAGCUGCCCAGCCUCAAUGAGCUCUCCAUGGCUGGAAACCGUCUUGCAUUUUUGCCACUUGAUUUAGGUCGAUCUCGAGAACUACAAUAUGUAUACGUUGAUAACAACAUAAACCUGAAAGGCUUGCCAUUUUAUCUGUACAAUAAGGUCAUUGGGUGCAGUGGCUGUGGUGCUCCCAUUCAAGUUUCCGAGGUGAAGCUGCUUUCCUUUUCAUCAGGGCCUCGAACCAUUUUCCUCCCAGCCGAGGUGAAGGCCAUAGGGACAGAGCAUGAUCACGUCCUCCCUCUGCAGGAACUGGCCAUGAGAAGUCUAUAUCAUACCUACCACAGCUUUCUGCAAGAUUUGAACUUUCUGUCUCCAAUCUCAUUACCCAGAAGUCUCCCGGAGCUGCUGCACUGCCCUCUGGGGCACUGUCAUCGAUGUAGUGAGCCUAUGUUUACCAUCGUCUACCCCAAGCUCUUUCCCUUGAGAGAGACGCCAAUGGUAGGGCUGCACCAGGGGAGGACAACUGUUAGUUUUGUGGCUUACUGCUGCUCCACCCAGUGUCUGCAGACUUUUGACCUGCUGAGUUGAUAAACACUCAGGAGCCUCAGGAGCACUGCCAGCUUGACGCUGGGGAAUCCAGCCAGUCCAGAACAGACUCUUCCAUCCUGUCCUGUCCAAGGCGGGGCACUGCAGAACUCUGGAAAUGUCAUGAUUGGGCUUCAGAGCUAAAAUGCCUCACCCUUCCCCCAAGUUGGAAUAUAUCCUCCCCCAAAUUAA